Molecule: messenger RNA, 2234 nt
Organism: Lineus longissimus
Lineage: Eukaryota; Metazoa; Nemertea; Pilidiophora; Heteronemertea; Lineidae
Product: kynurenine 3-monooxygenase-like
Exons: 13
Coding region: 143-1570 (475 amino acids)
Biological process (GO): L-tryptophan catabolic process; quinolinate biosynthetic process
Cellular component (GO): mitochondrial outer membrane
Molecular function (GO): FAD binding; kynurenine 3-monooxygenase activity
Source: RefSeq, a predicted model, not a curated record
ACCUAUAGAAGUUUGGCGAAGGGUAUCCACGAAAGUACCAAAUCUUAUACAAGAAAUUCCCUUUGUUUUGGUUAAAUAUUUGCCGUAAAAUCAUUUAUUACGCAUUGUCAUCUCAUUAUUUCUUGCCUGUUUUGUUCCUAAGAUGGAUGGUAGCGGAGAUCAACAGAAAACAAAAAAGAGAGUGGCUGUGGUUGGCGCAGGAUUGGUUGGAGCCCUAAAUGCAUGUUUCCUUGCCAAGAGAGGGUAUCAAGUUGAUCUCUAUGAACUCCGACAAGAUCCCAGGAAAUGCGAGUUUGUCAAAGGUAGGAGUAUCAAUCUUGCCUUGUCACAUAGAGGGCGUCAGGCUCUGAAGCAUGUUGGAUUGGAAGAUAAGGUUAUUGAGAAUGGUAUCCGAAUGUCUGGACGCAGAUUGCAUGACGAGCGAGGAUUCAAAUGGACGAGUCCUUAUGGAAAACCUGAUCAGUUUCUGAUGUCAGUUGAAAGAAGAAGACUUAAUGAGGAGUUAUUGACAGCAGCUGAAAAACUUCCCGAUGUGAACGUCCAUUUUGAAAAGAAACUGGUCUCCUGCCACUUCGAUUCUGGGCAGCUGGCUUUCUUAGAUGUGAAUAGCAAUGAAAAAGUCGACGUUGAGGCCGAUCUGAUUAUCGGAACGGAUGGCGCAUUCUCUACAAUACGACGAGAACUGAUGAAGAGGAUACGGUUCGACUUUAACCAGGAGUACAUUCCACACGGGUACAUGGAGUUCUGUAUUCCACCAAAAGAGGGCGAGUUCGCCAUGGAGGUCAACUUCCUUCACAUCUGGCCACGGAAUACAUUCAUGAUGAUCGCCCUGCCAAACUUGGAUAAGACAUUCACCGUAACCCUCUUCAUGCCUUUUACGAACUUCGAAGCUAUAAAAACAGAGGAGCAACUGAUGGGGUUCUUCGCGACUACAUUCCCCGAUGCCAUUCCAUUGAUAGGAGAGAAGGCCAUCAAGGAAACUUACUUUAAAUCUGGUGGUGUGGGCCUCCCAAUGGUCUCAGUUAAGUCCUCGCCUCACCACUACAAGGACAAGUCAGUCAUAAUGGGCGAUGCCGCCCAUGCUCUUGUACCAUUCUAUGGACAAGGCAUGAACUGUGGUUUUGAAGAUUGUUUGGUACUUGAUGAAUGCCUCGACGAAUGUCAUGACAACCUUGAAGCUGCCCUGGCUCUCUACUCGAAACGAAGAUGUCCUGAUGCUCAUGCUAUCUGCGACUUGGCCAUGUACAACUACAUUGAGAUGCGAGAAUCGGUCAAUUCCAAGAUUUACUACCUGAGGAAGAAAUUUGACAGCUUGAUGAAUAAACUCAUACCAAAUUCUUGGAUUCCUCUCUAUACGAUGGUGACAUUUACCCGUUUGCGAUACAGUGAGUGUAUCAAGCGGAAGAAGUACCAGGACAAGCUUAUUAAUGGUAUGGUGGUGAGCACUGGUCUUGGAACACUUGUUGGCGGAGGGUACUUCACUUAUCGUCUGCUCAAGGCAGGAGUGCUGCCCUCUAAUGUUUGGGAAACAUUUGCCAGUUUCGGGCAGAAGAUGGGCAAACUUUUCUAAAGAUAAACUUCCAACUCCAGGGCAUGUUAUCUACGUGCUGUGCAUGAUUGGAAAGAUUGUUUAAACUUUUAUGGGACCAGUUCAAAAUGCAUUUUGAUUCGACAGCUUAAAGGCCUACUGCAUUUGAAGAAAAAUCUGAAAAUUAAGCUUGAACUUGAAACUUUUCAGUUUUGUAAAUCCGUUCUUAAGUUUGCCAAUGUGUUGUCGGACAUCUUCUCUCUUACUACUAUGAAUCCGGGUCAAAAGAAAAUGCAGUGAACACAAACUGGGUAGACCUUUAAGUCAAUUGUUGUAACAAAAAUAUAAGCUUAAAAAUUAUUACUCUAUUUUUAGUAGUAGAUGGACAGGUUACUUAUUAUAUGAUGAGAAAUUUGGAAGAAUUUCAAGACAAUUUUUCACCCAAUUCUUUUUACCAUGAUCUCACCGGACCCCUUUCUUAUAAGGAGUCUGCUCUGCUUUUGCUCAAUGACAGCCUAUAUUUUUGUUGGUACUUGUUUAAAAGUAUUUCUUCAUUACUUGUCUUUAUGCUUCCAACUCUUAUAUCAACAAAGCUCAGGAUUUUGUGUUAUGUCAUAACAGACUUUUGGUUUAUGAACAUGUUAACGAGGUGUUUUAGUGUGGUGUGUUCAUCGUGCAGCUGAGGUUUACAAAUACACGACAUAUA